Molecule: messenger RNA, 2099 nt
Organism: Nelumbo nucifera (sacred lotus)
Lineage: Eukaryota; Viridiplantae; Streptophyta; Magnoliopsida; Proteales; Nelumbonaceae
Gene: ARP8
Product: actin-related protein 8
Molecular function (GO): protein binding
Source: RefSeq, a predicted model, not a curated record
AGAGUCAUAAACUACGAAAUUUAUAUCCACAUGAUUCAGAACAAACUCAGAAGCACAGAAAUUCCAGCAACAAUUGGAAAUUUCUUUUAUUUUGUUUUUUUGUUUUUUUUUUUUCUAACAAAAGUGCUCACGUUACUCGAUUGCUUUCAUUCGUAUACACCGUUCUGCUGCUGCUUUUUCUUCCAAAAUGUUUAUUUAGUCAAUUCAAAUUCCGUAUCUGAUCCUUUCUAAACUCACAAAAUACUUCGAAUGGCGAUGCUGCUGAAAAGGGUCUGGGAGUCUGUCUCAAACCGUUCUUCGAGUUCUUCAGAAAGGCUGGCGAUUGUUGCUCCAUCACCAUCAUCAACGGGCGCGUUUGAACGGAUCCCUCCUGAUAUAUUUCUGCAAAUUCUCAUGUUUCUUGGGCCCAAGGAAGCGGCGAGGCUCAGUGUGGUGUGCAAGUCAUGGAAGUUGCUUGUUUCGGAUAAUCUCUUGUGGGUGUUCUUCCUUCAGAAUCAGCCGGAACCAUGGGAUUCCAUUGUAUUCGCCGAGACCCAUUUGAGAUCGAAGAACCCGCUUCAGACAUUUUCUACUCAGCCAUCUCAGUUUUCUUUCAUGCAUAUCUAUGGACGACGUGCACAACUAACUGGUUCUGUUAUUAUUGAUGGUGGUUCUGGCUAUUGCAAGUUCGGUUGGAGUAAAUAUGCCUGUCCAUCUGGCCGGUCAGCAACGUUUUUGGAAUUUGGGAACAUUGAAUCUCCAAUGUACUCUAGACUCCGACAUUUUUAUGCAACAAUUUUCAGCAGAAUGCAGGUGAAAUCGUCAACUCAGCCAGUUGUUAUCUCCCUGCCAAUCUGCCAUUAUGAUGAUACAGACUCUGCUAAAGCAUCUAGAAAGCAACUGAAAGAAGCUAUUUACUCAGUCCUAUUUGAAAUGAAUGUCCCUGCUGUUUGUGCCAUCAAUCAGGAUCUGGAAACAAGGAAGGUGAUUGGGACUGGCCGUGAGACAAAUGGAAUCUACCUACUUGGAGGAAGUGCUCAUCAGGAGGAUAGUGAAACUAAGAAAUCCUUUGUUUCUCAAUUUGUUGAUCAGGCGGUUUUAGCUUUGUAUGCUGCAAGACGAACAUCAGGAAUUGUUGUCAAUAUUGGUUUCAAUGUCACAUCCAUUGUUCCAAUUUUACAAGGUAAAGUGAGGCGUGAUGUUGGUGUGGAGGUUGUGGGACAGGGAGCUCUAAAGCUUACAGGAUUUCUCAGGGAGAAGAUGAAACAGAAGAAUAUGAACUUUGACUCAUUAUACACAGUUCGCACACUGAAAGAGAAACUAUGCUAUGUUGCUGCUGAUUAUGAGACAGAGCUAUCCAAAGAUACAAACGCUUCAUUUGAAGUUGCGGGUGAAGGUUGGUUUACCCUCUCAGAAGAGCGCUUCCAAACAGGAGAGAUCUUAUUCAAGCCACGAAUGGGAGGACUGCAUACAAUGGGUUUACAUCAGGCUGUAGCACUUUGCAUGGACCAUUGUCAAGCUGCAGAAGCACCAGUUGAUGAUGGGUGGUUCAAGACCAUAGUUUUGGCAGGUGGAACCGCGUGCUUACCAGGACUGCCAGAGAGGUUAGAGAAGGAGUUACAUGGACUUCUUCCCCCAUCCAUGUCCAAUGGAAUCAGAGUUCUUCCCCCUCCAUAUGGUGCAGAUUCUGCAUGGUUUGGGGCGAAGCUUAUCAGUAAUCUCAGCACCUUCCAUGAGGCUUGGUGCUUGACAAAGAAAAAAUUCCGUCAGAAGUCCAGACGUAGCAUCAUAGGCGCAUGGUGACGCAUGUAACUCCUGAAGCUCUACAGUUGGUUGCCGGAUUCGGGGAGGCGGAAGAAGUUUGCCUAAGAAUCUAUAAAUUGCUUUCUAGAUCUUAUACAUCCCAUUUUUUUCUUAAUUUUAUCCAUACAAAUAAUUAGUAUUGCAAACCCUUUGUAGUCAAUAUUGUAAACAAAUACAAUGUAUGCAUUCGCUGUGUUCUGUAAAAUGUUAAUGUACAAUACAGCUUAAAUCUGAGAAAGAUAAAAGAUAUGUGUAAUAACACGUAACAUGUGGCUGAAUAUAGUUUCAUUUUUGGGAUGGAGUCUAAAGGGUUUCAA